CGGCAAUAUUACUUUCCGAAAUCUGGUCACACAGCCAUAUUGUUUGUGCGACCGAAAAAACUUUAUAAGACUUCAAUUUUUGCAAAUAAAUUCUUGAAAAUGGGUACUAAAAGACCCAAUAAUAGCGUGGUUUUGGCCCAAGAGGCCAAGCGUAGCAAAAAUGAUCUGGUGGCCUACACAAACAGGGACAAAGCGCUCCUUGAAUCGGGAGUGAGGCGCACCUCAAACCUGCAGGCGCCCAUUAUGCAGUUGGAAGGACAUGAGGGAGAGAUUUUCACAGCGGAAUUCCAUCCCGAGGGGGAGUUGCUGCUUUCAUCUGGGUUUGAUAGGCAAAUAUACAUCUGGCAAGUGUACGACGACUGCGAGAAUGUGAUGGCCAUGUCGGGACACAGUGGAGCUGUUAUGGAAGCCCACUUUACGCCGGAUGGAUCGCACAUCUUUACCUGCUCCACCGAUAAAACGCUGGCUAUUUGGGACAUAGCCACGGGACAGCGGCAACGGCGGUUCAAGGGCCAUGGCAACUUCGUGAACAGCGUUCAGGGCUCGCGUAGGGGUCAGCAGCUCCUCUGCUCGGGCAGCGAUGAUCGCACCAUAAAGAUCUGGGAUGCCAGGAAGAAGCACGCCGCGCACACUUUGGAAUCGCCUUUUCAAGUCACAGCGGUUUGUUUUGGUGACACCGGCGAACAAGUAAUUAGCGGCGGAAUCGACAACGAAGUCAAAAUAUGGGACAUACGAAAACAGGCUGUCCUGCACCAUCUGCGCGGGCAUUCGGAUACGAUUACCGGAAUGUCCCUGUCCCCCGAAGGAGACUUUGUCUUGACAAAUGCCAUGGAUAACACCUUGAGGGUGUGGGACGUGAGACCGUAUGCACCCGGGGAAAGAUGUGUGAAGGUUUUCCAAGGCCAUCAGCACAAUUUUGAGAAGAAUCUGCUGCGAUGCGCUUGGUCGCCGGGAAGCGAUAAAAUAACAUCGGGUUCCGCCGAUCGGCAUGUCUAUAUCUGGGAUGUAAAUACGAGGAGAAUUCUGUACAAACUGCCCGGACACAAUGGCAGUGUUAAUGCCGUGGACUUCAGCCCCAAAGAGCCUCUAAUUCUUUCGGGAUCCAGCGAUAAGACCUUGUAUCUGGGAGAGAUCGAUGAUUGACCAAUUUGAAAUAGACGAGAGCGAAAAUAACACUUAA
This is a messenger RNA of Drosophila teissieri, 1180 nucleotides long. Its product is annotated as U5 small nuclear ribonucleoprotein 40 kDa protein. NCBI's taxonomy places the organism in Eukaryota, Metazoa, Arthropoda, Insecta, Diptera, Drosophilidae. The transcript has 3 exons. The record is from RefSeq and is a predicted model, not a curated record. The coding region runs from base 100 to 1143 and encodes 347 amino acids. Gene Ontology annotation, molecular function: RNA binding; protein binding. Gene Ontology annotation, cellular component: catalytic step 2 spliceosome.